UGACUAAAAGCUGCAACUGACAGGACGUUAAAGGACAGCCCACUAAAGAGAGUAAGACAGAGGACGAGAUGAGCACUUAGACUAAACAGGUGAAGGAGGUAUUUUGACAUGCACUGAGCUGAGAUCAGGAGAAUUCUGGACCAAAUAAGAAUACAUAUUGAAGUUUAAUUUAAGGAGAGUUGCAUCGUUGUAACAGAGCUGGAGUUGUGCUGAACAUAUUGACCAGCUGAGGAUGAGCAACACAAAAGACACUGGAGUGGCGGAGAGACCCAAAUGGGACAACAAGGUCCAGUACCUGUUGACAUGUAUUGGCUUUGCAGUGGGACUUGGAAACGUCUGGCGUUUUCCCUACCUGUGCCAAAUCUAUGGAGGAGGUGCAUUCCUCAUCCCUUACCUAAUAGCGCUGGUGUUCGAGGGCCUCCCCCUGCUCUACCUGGAGCUGGCUAUAGGCCAGAGGCUCCGCAUGGGCAGCAUCGGCGUCUGGAACUCCAUCUCUCCGAUACUGGGUGGACUCGGAAUUGCCUCCAUGAUUGUGUCAUUCCUGGUGGGCAUUUUCUACAACACCAUCAUGGCCUGGGUGCUCUGGUAUUUCUUUCACUCUUUCCAAAACCCUCUGCCGUGGAGCCAGUGUCCACUCAAUAGCACUGAUAACACAGAAUAUAACAUGGAGUGUGUGAUGAGCACUCCAUCGAACUACUUCUGGUACCGCGAGACCCUGAACAUCACACCUGACAUCGAGACCAGCGGCUCCCUGCAAUGGUGGAUGGUCAUCUGUCUGGCCAGCGCCUGGUGUGUGGUCUUCAUCUGCUUCAUCAGAGGCAUCGAGUCAAUGGGGAAGGCUGUGUAUGUGACGGCUACGUUCCCUUACCUGGUGCUGACUAUUUUCCUGAUCCGUGGCCUCACUCUGCCUGGAGCAACUGACGGACUGCUGUACCUCUUCACUCCUGAUUGGGAGAUAUUGAAGAACCCUCAGGUGUGGCUGGACGCUGCCACCCAGAUCUUCUUCUCCCUCUCGGUCGCCUUUGGAGGUCUCAUAGCUUUCUCCAGCUAUAAUGCAGAGAGAAACAACUGCGAGAGGGACGCUAUUCUAGUAGGAAUAAUAAAUAGUGCCACAUCUCUCUUCGCCUCUAUUCCCAUCUUCUCCAUCCUGGGAUUUAAAGCUACCACCGCCUUCAACGCUUGUGUAAAUGAAAACAUCUUGGAUCUGACCAACCACUUUGAGCUUUCAGACCAGAACGUAACAGUGGAAAACUUUGAUCACUGGUAUGAGUAUCUAAAUCGUGUACAUCCAGAUCAGGUGGCCAGUUUGAACCUGAGGCACUGUGACCUGCAAGAUUUCCUUGACCAGAGUGCAUCGGGUACCGGCCUGGCAUUUAUUGUGUUUGCCGAAGCAGUGAUAGAGAUGCCAGGCUCCCAGGUAUGGGCCAUACUGUUCUUCGUCAUGCUCUUCAGCUUGGGUCUCUCCUCCAUGUUUGGCAACAUAGAGGGAGUCCUAACGCCCCUCAACGACCUCAAGCUAUUGCCCAAGUGGAUUCCUAAUGAACUCGUAACAGCCGCCAUCUGCUUCAUAGCCUUCUUGACGGCUCUCAUCUUCACCCUGGGUUCGGGGAACUACUGGGUAGAGGUCUUUAACAGCUACGUGGGAUCCGUACCUCUGCUCAUCAUUGCAUUCUUUGAAAUCGUUGGAGUCAUUUAUGUCCGUGGAAUGAAAACAUUCAGUGAGGACAUCUACUUCAUGACCGGGAAGAGGCCGAACAUCUUUUGGAAGGCAUGCUGGAUGGUGAUCAGUCCCUUAUUGCUCCUCGGGGUGAUGGUUGCCUACGUGGUCCUCCAGGCACAGAAACAUCCCACUUAUCCCGCAUGGAAUCCGGCCUAUGAACUGUUCCCAAAAACUGAAGUGAAGCCCUAUCCAGACUGGGUGUUUGGCAUAAUCAUCCUCCUCUGUGUAGUACCUGUGAUUUCCAUCCCUCUGGUGGCUCUCUACAGACUGAUCUGCUGUGGAGUCAAGAAGUCCUCCCGUGGCGCUGACCUAAAUCCCUACUGCAACGACGGCUUUGAGCUGCUGACGGUUUCAUUGUGGUGUUGGGAGCUGCAACUGGGGCUAGCGGCUGGUAGUCUACAUCUGGAUGGCCAAGAAGUCGACUGGGGUCCUGGGGUUAGUGGCCUGUCGAACCCUGGCCAGCCUCAGAUCCCCCAGACACCGCUCUAGACGGCGCUUCCCUGUCAAGAGGAUGACAGCAGAGAACUGAAUGAUGCUUUUUUUUUUAUGGUGAACUGGAAAAUUCAUCCACCUGAAACAUUUCCAGCACCUGUAAGUAAAGAUGGCAAUAAACGGAUUUGUGUACAUGUACA
This is a messenger RNA of Sebastes umbrosus (honeycomb rockfish), 2352 nucleotides long. Its product is annotated as sodium-dependent neutral amino acid transporter B(0)AT3-like. Gene Ontology annotation, biological process: sodium ion transmembrane transport. The transcript is spliced from 13 exons. Gene Ontology annotation, cellular component: plasma membrane. NCBI's taxonomy places the organism in Eukaryota, Metazoa, Chordata, Actinopteri, Perciformes, Sebastidae. The record is from RefSeq and is a predicted model, not a curated record. Bases 233 to 2209 code for a protein of 658 amino acids.